UAUACACAUAUAAAGUCCUCUUUGCUGCUAAUGAUGGUAUAUCAUUAUUAUAGCUUAUAUUCAAAUAGUUCAUGGCUUUUAUAAAGAGAAUAGUAUUGUUGAUGUAUUGUCUUUCGAUGUUGCAUCCAUUUUAAAACGCAAGUUAGAAAUAGAAGCAAAAAGAUUAAAUAAAGAACGGAUGCAAUUAGGUAAAAUGUAACAUGUAUACAUAGUUUAUAUAAUUAUAUAAAUAUGUGCAUAAUAGAAUUAUCGAUGAAAGGAGAUAAAGAGAAAAUAGUCUUAACAGCUUAUGUUCCAAUAAAGACAUAUAAUAAUAAGAAAAUGUAUGCAGAUCAAGAUUCUUCUAUUGAAAGUAAUAAAGACAAAACCUUGAUAUUACAACAAUUUCAAGAAUAUAAAAGUCGUAUCAAGGAAAUUCAACUCAAGCAUGAACAAUAUAAAAAAGACAAACAGAAUUUAUUAGAGGAAUUAAACUGUAAGGAAAGAUAUAUAGAAGAAAUGAAAACGAAACAUCAACAAGAGAUUCAAAACUUAUCAUUGCAAAUAAAAGAAAUAAAUCAAAAAGAUGACAAGCAAAGAGAUAUGAUGCAAUGCCCUUUAUUAUCUCCUCCACAUGAGAAUAUAAAAACUAUAAAAAGUGAACCCACUACACCUUAUUAUGAGCAAGAUCCUGUUUUAUCCAUAAACGAACACGAAAGAAGGAUUAUUCAACAAUUACGAUAUGACCAUGCACAGGAGAUUCAACAAUUACAGCAGCGUUGGGAAGCAGAGCGUGCAGCACAAUUACAAAAAUUUCGUGAUAUUCAGGAACGUGAUCAUGCUGAUGUGAUAGCAUUAGUAAAUGCAUUAGCAGCUGAAAAGACACAAUUAUUAGAUCAACUUACUCAAGUGAAGAAUGAUCUUUCAAAUAACUCACUCUUCUCUUAUCAUCAUGACGAUAAAGAAACAAGGUUGUUAAAUAAGGAAAUUAAUAUAUUACAAAUACAUACAGUGCAAAUGGAAGAGGAAAAGGAUGAUCUUCAAAACGAAAUAGGUCAACUAAAAGCAGAUAGAGAUAAAAUCUAUAAAGAUUUUAUUAACUUUAAAAGGGAAACAAAUGAGGCAAAUCUAGAAUUGUUACAUUUACAUAACGACGAUACUAUAUCCUUAGUUGAUCUACUAAAGAGAACACUAGGAAAUAUAACAAACUUACAAGCCCAUAAUAAUAAUUUAGAAGAGUCUAUGGAAUCUGCUUAUAUGACUGGAAUGUAUCCUUAUUAGUAGAAAUAUGUAAUGAUGUAUCACUAUAAAUAAAUUUUAAAUAGGAAAGCCUGUAUAGUCAGGCACUUUCUCCUUUAAUAAUUUUUCAG
This is a messenger RNA of Cokeromyces recurvatus, 1349 nucleotides long. RefSeq lists its product as uncharacterized. The coding region runs from base 232 to 1260 and encodes 342 amino acids. The record is from RefSeq and is a predicted model, not a curated record. Lineage: Eukaryota; Fungi; Mucoromycota; Mucoromycetes; Mucorales; Mucoraceae. The transcript is spliced from 7 exons.